GUGGUUACUCCACACACACACACACAAGACUUCAACCAUAGAGUCGUCGUUGUCGCUUCGUUGUAAACAAAAGUUACUAAACGGGUUACCCUCCGCGAUACAAUAAGUGAAAAGACAUGCAUAUCAAAUCAGCUUCAUGGGAACUCAGCAACACUGUAUGUGAGUCAGACAGCCUGUGCGAUCAACCAGUCCUCGUGUCAGCACCCAACUCCGAGCCCCACGUCCGUAACCGCCGCUUGUCUCCCGGUUCUGGCAACAGUGGGGGUGGUGGAGGUGGAGGUUGCAUCUCUGGAGGCUCCCAGCCACCCAAGCAGCAUUCAGCUCCGGGCGGUCCCACCAGUCCUGGUCACACACACACCCUUACCUUCCGCAAGGACAGAGAGCGCCGGGGCCAGCAGCACAAAGGCCGCAGCAUCCGCAGGGAGGGUCAGAAGGGGGUCGGUCGGGUUGGUGAGCGGCCGCUGCAGGUGAACCAGAAGGAGAAGUGGGCGGAGCACAGCCUGUCGCUGCUCAAGCCCCCGCCUGCCUUUCCGGUGCAAGACAGCCCCGCCAAGCUGCAGCCGGCUGUGAGCUACGCUUCCAAGGUGAAGGCUGGAGCGGCAGGUGGAGGUCUGGAGGAGGACCGCCCCGCCAUUAACGUGCUGCUACAGAACCAGUGGGGUCUAAGUUUUAUCAGCGAGGGGCCCGGCCCCCACCCCACCACCGACAGCCCCCCACCAACAGACGCUAACCAGUCAGCAGACCCGCAGCACAGCACAGUUCUCGCAGCGGAGACGCCUCUCCCCGUCACGACCGUGGUCAGUUCGGCCGAGGGGAACGGAGAGCUGCUGCUCAGCUGUCGCCACCUAGUGGAGGCCUUGAACUACCACAACAGAGAAUGGAACAUUGCCUGUAACAGACAGAAGAAAGAUCCAAAAAGAGUUGUCUGGUACAAGGACGUCCAGGAGCACCCAGCCUAGCAGCGUGACGAGUGCACCACAUCAGCACACACCUCCACGCACGUAACACCUAUAAAGAUGGACACGGUUGAGUCCCGUUCACACGCUGCACUCAGGAUGAUGUCAUCACAUUAAGCCACACUGAGACACUUUGGACUAACUCCUUACAGCAAUGGACUUUUUAAUGCCUUACAGAAAGCCUGCCUUAAUAAUCACCUCGUUCUCAUUUUUAGCUCAUCUGUGUACAACUGUUCCUUUUUUAAAAAAACGAUCUUCGAGGAGUCUAAUUUAGUUUGUUUGGAAGCUGUGGUUUUAUCAGACUGUCUGUUGUCAGUCGAGCACUUUGUUUAAAACUCUGACCAACCCCCGUGUGUGCGAGAAGUCCUGAGCGGCGCUUUUUAAUUUGUCUUUGCCCACUCUUAACCAGAAGAGCGUCUCCUCCCUGCGUACAGUUUGUGUUUAUUGAAGCGGGGGGGGGUUCGGUUUACAGAAGGGUGUAGUCAAAAGACACACGUUCGCCCCUUCUCACGUCUAAUCUUAAUGCUGUUUGUUUUUAUUUGGUCUCAGUCGGGUGAAUGUUGUUCAUCGGUCCGUACGGGAUGACGCCACGUUCUGUUUGUAGAAAUUUGAAUUCAAAAUACACUGGAGAAAUGAGAAAAACAGUAUUACUUAAUAAAUUUGAAUAUACUUGAAAACAUUUUGUCUUUUAAUUUAAA
Nematolebias whitei (Rio pearlfish) is the source of this 1654-nucleotide messenger RNA. RefSeq lists its product as uncharacterized. NCBI's taxonomy places the organism in Eukaryota, Metazoa, Chordata, Actinopteri, Cyprinodontiformes, Rivulidae. Gene Ontology annotation, molecular function: RNA binding. The record is from RefSeq and is a predicted model, not a curated record. Bases 117 to 959 code for a protein of 280 amino acids. The transcript is spliced from 4 exons. Gene Ontology annotation, cellular component: cytoplasmic stress granule; nucleoplasm.